AUGGAAUUGGAUCCUCGACUCGGAGCAAGCAGCGGCGAACGAGCCUCUUCAUUGACCAACAACAACAGCUCCGCUGACGGAAUUGUUAGGGCGUCGCCGUCCCGCCAUGAGCCUCCCCCCAGUGGCGCCGCCCUGAUGUCGCCAGCUCACGACGCGCACCAUGACGCCGUCGACAACAACGGCGACGGCGCCGAUACACCCGACGCGCCGACGGGUCUGACACCACAACAGCAGCAGCAUCACGACACCGAUCCCGAUGGAGGGGACGCCAAGAGGCCGAGGGCAUGCGAGGCGUGUCGCGGGCUCAAGGUGCGCUGCGAGCCAGACCCCAACGACGAGGGGCCCUGCAAGCGAUGCCGCAAGGCUGGGAGGAGCUGUGUGGUCACCAUGCCCACGCGCAAGCGCCAGAAGAAGACGGAUAGCAGGGUCGCCGAGCUGGAGAAGAAGAUUGAUGCCCUGACGGCGAGUCUGCAAGCGAGAGCUGCGCCGCCUGGGGGCCACGGACACGGCGUUGGGGGCUCGCCGACCGUACCAUACAAGCCCGAUCCUGCUACCGCCGCGACCCCGGCAUCUUCUUACAAUAUCGCCUGGAGGAACCCCAACCAUUCCCCCGCCUGGGGGUUACCUACACCAUCACAUAGUAUUAUGUCUACAGCGCCAACGACGGAGCAGGGUGGGAGGCCGGACCGACCAUCCCCUAGCCAGCCGAUGGGGGCAUCCAAUACAGCGACAGCUGGGCAGAAGAGGAAGUUUGAGGGUCGCCAAGGUCCAGAUGAGCACCAGCAGCAACAGCGUGCAGAGGAGACGCCAGCAGAGGCACUGGCAUCGUACCUGACGAGGGCAAAGGGAGGCGACAUUGUCGAGCGGGGCAUUAUCAGCAUGGAGAAAGCGGCCGAGAUGUUUGCGCGGUAUAACGACCACAUGAUCUUUCACCUCCCCGCCGUCAUCUUCCCGCCGGGCUUCACGGUGGCCGAGCUCCGCAGGACUAAACCAACGUUGUUUCUAGCCGUCAUGGCUGCGGCGACGGCUGAGUCGCCUGUUCUCCAGAAGACAUUGCAGAAGGAGCUGAUGCUCGUCUUUGCUGAAAAGGUGAUGCUCGCGGGCGAGAAGAGCCUUGAGAUGGUGCAGGCGCUCAACGUGGCCGUCAUAUGGUACUGGCCUCCGGAGCAUUUCGAGGAACUCAAGUUCUACCAGCUGGUGCACAUGGCUGCCGUCAUGGCCGUUGACAUCGGUCUCGGCCAGAAGGUCAAGCAGCGCCGUGGCAAGGUGAUACCUGAUAGCUGGCGCACUGGUCCCAUUAUUGGCCCGACUCGGAGAUGGGCUCCGCCGGAUCCAACGACCAUGGAGAGUCGCCGGACAUGGUUGACGUGCUACUUCUUGGCGGCUAACACGUCUAUGGCCCUGCACCGGCCGAACCUGAUCCGCUGGAACCCCUUCAUGGCUGAGAGCGUCAAGAUCCUCCAGUCUUCACCAGAUGCUGCGCCAACCGACGCCUACUUUUGUCAUCUUGUCUGGACUCACCGUCUGUCAGAGGAGGUUGGCGUCCAGUUUGGUCUCGACGAUCCUACUGCCAACAUCAGUAUCACCGACCCAAAAACCCAGUAUACUCUCAAGGGGCUCGAGCAGGACCUUAAAGACUACCAUGAAUCCAUUCCUGCAGAUCUCCAACAGUCAACCCUUCAGAUGAGCUUCAGUGUCUUGAGCCUCUAUAUGCACGAAAUGGCCCUGCAUUCAACUGCUGUGGAACCCUUGAGGCCUCCCUUCUCAGCCGACUCCCUCCGCGAUGGCCUCGUGAACAACGAGAAGCUGACGGCUGCUCAUAUUAGCGCAAUAUCGACAUGCCUCAGCUCUAUCGACAGCCUCCUCAGCGCGUUUCUCGCCAUGGACGUCUUCAAUGUUCGCUGCCUCCCCGUCUUCAACUUUGUCCGCGUCGCCUACGCCGUUGUAAUGCUCAUCAAGCUCUACUUCUCAGCCUCGGCGCCGGGAUCGGAGAUUGGUCGCAUCUUCAACAAGAACGACAUGCAGGUCGGUCGGCACCUUGACGCCCUGCUCGACAAGUUCCGCGCCACGGCGGCUGAUGAUCGUUGCCGUCCCGCCGCAAAGUUCCUCGUUGUCCUUGUCAUGCUGCGCAGCUGGUUCUACAAGCAGUCCAAGGCUGAGGCUAAGGAGUCGGGUUCAGUUCCUCCUACACAGCAGCAGCAGACGCCCACUCCAAUUAAUAACUCGUCGUCGCAGCCUUCAGAGCGCCCCUCGACCGCAAACACCCCUUUACAGCUCCUGUCCGAAGUCGCUACAGGUGCCGGCGCCGGCGCCGCUCCCCGGAACCGUGAUCCCUCCGGCGGCCGGCCCUCGGUACUCGGCUGGGGCACGGCCAUGCCGCAGCCCCCGCAGCCAUUCUUCCACGACAGCACCCAGUCGGCCGACACGGCCGGCUCUUCGGGUUCCUCCCUCCCGCCCCCGGGCCCGGCCACCAUGUCCCAGCUGGAGCCGCCUCUCUCGGCAGAUCUCGCUGCGGCUAUGGCACCCGUCAUGCCCACCCUCCUGCCCACCACGUCGGGCGUCGGCAACGGCUUCAACGCCGCCGACAUGCAGGACUUUAGCCUCGCGCCCGGCUGGGACCUCGAGGGCAUGGGUAUGGGCAUGGGCUCACAAGGCAUGUGGGAGGACGGCAUGCGCAUCUUCCUCGACGAGCCGUGGUUCAACGACGUGUUCCAGGGUCUUCCCGGGUCUGGCAACAUCUUUAGCUUCUAG
Fusarium keratoplasticum is the source of this 2751-nucleotide messenger RNA. RefSeq lists its product as uncharacterized. Gene Ontology annotation, biological process: regulation of DNA-templated transcription. The transcript has 2 exons. Lineage: Eukaryota; Fungi; Ascomycota; Sordariomycetes; Hypocreales; Nectriaceae. Gene Ontology annotation, molecular function: zinc ion binding; DNA-binding transcription factor activity, RNA polymerase II-specific; transcription cis-regulatory region binding. Bases 1 to 2751 code for a protein of 916 amino acids. The record is from RefSeq and is a predicted model, not a curated record. Gene Ontology annotation, cellular component: nucleus.